Striga asiatica is the source of this 928-nucleotide messenger RNA. Lineage: Eukaryota; Viridiplantae; Streptophyta; Magnoliopsida; Lamiales; Orobanchaceae. The record is from the annotation of a GenBank genome assembly.
CAAACACGCUAUGACCAUUUGAAAAUAAUAAUUGGAUAAUUGGAUAAACCUUCCUUUGCAGAACGUCUGCGCCUAUCUAUUCUCUCCCCUGCACUUUUUACUUCCCCUUUUCUCCCUUUUCUUGCUUGUCUGCUUGCAGCUACAAAAGUCUAACCAAUCGCACUCCCCUUCGACUUCCUGAAUAAACUCUUAUCCAUUUACCUCGAUUUUCGCAACGAUUCCUUUACCCGAGCGGAUUUAGCCCAGCGAAUCCCUGUAAAAUUAUCGCAAAAAAAACCCUUAAAACGCGAUGAGAAGGCAGCCACAGAAUGAGCAGCAGGACUACGGAUCAAAGAUGUUACGCGACCUAUCUUCCCUGGUCCUGAACAUCAUACGGUCCCCGGCCCCGCCGUUUGAUUUCUCCGACGAGUUCCCGGCGGCGCAACUCCGGGUGAGGCCCGUGCCGUCAUUCCAGCAGAUCACGCCGGCGGGCUUCGCCUCCUUGCUGCUCGGGAUUUCCCUUACUCUGAUGCUGUGUGGAUCUGUCACCUUCUUUAUUGGGUUUGUUAUGAUGCCCUGGGUUCUUGGCCUCGUCUUGCUCUUGUACGUUGUAGGAGUGGUUUCGAGCAUCACCAUGAUUGGGAAAGCUCUUUUGUGUUGUGAUUCUCCUCCUCCCUCGCCUAGAAAAAGCGCUGCCUAUGUGAACUCCGAGAAAGAUAGUGAUGAGAGCAAAGUAGAUGAUGGCGUGGACCAAAAUGGAAAGCCCGCUAGUCUGCAUAUUCCCCAACUCCGACCCAGUAACUGGAAAAGGAGCCCCGGGGACAACAUCACCGGACCCCAAUCACCCAUAUCUCCUUCAAAUUUAACUAUCUGGUACUACACCAUGAACGCUCACAAUCCUCAUGAUCAGGCGACGCAAAAACAACCCGGUUCUUCAAUUGUUGGUUGA